UGCUCGGACGGCUGCUCUGUUUCUUCACGUCUUACCGACCAGUCAAACAGAACGAGAUCUAAUCGAUCAAUGGAAGAGGUCGAGCAGAAGAGGCCUGUGAUUUUCAAAGACAUUAGGAGAUAUUGCUGCGAGUUCUGUGGUAUUUUCCGUUCCAAGAAAACGCUCAUCACUUCUCAUAUCCUUUCCCAUCACCAGGAUGAGCUCAAAUCGAAAGGCGAAUCUGAUGAUUCGGGUGAAAAUCUGCCAAAAAUUCACACGUGUGAAGAGUGCGGCGUGAGCUUCAGGAAAUAUGCUUAUUUGAAGCAGCAUAUGCGAAGUCAUUCCCUUGAGUAUUGUGUGUGGUCUUGCAGAUUGAGAUUUAAAAGUUUAAUUGAUUAUCCAUUGUCAGAAGUGUGAAGCAUUGGAUCCCAUACAAUGAACUCCAAAAUGCGCUGAGGCAUUCAUAUGAUCUUGAAUGGAAUAGUACCAGGUAGGGGGACCUCCUGAGAAGCUCCAUCAAGUGGGCCUGAAUCACGCUGUAUUUUUCCGAGACCAUUCACAUGCCCGGUAGAUGACUGCAAGUCUAGCUACAGAAGAAAGGAUCACCUGACUAGACAUCUUCUUCAGCAUAAGGGCAAGCUGUUUAAUUGUCCAGUUGAUGGUUGUGGCCGGAAAUUUAGUUAUAAUAGUAAUGCUAAGCGUCAUGUACUGGAGAUGCAUGACCAGUGUUCUACAAGUGAUGAUGCUGAACCACCAAAGCAGCAGCAUGUGUGCACCGAAGUUGGUUGUGGAAAGUCUUUCAAGUAUCCAUCCCAAUUAAAGAAACAUGAAGAUUCUCAUGUGAUGCUAGAGACAGUUGAAGCAUUUUGUGCGGAACCUGGGUGCUUAAAACAUUUCACUAAUCAACAAUGCCUUAAAGAACACAUUCAGUCCUCCCACCAACACAUUGUCUGUGAGACAUGUGGAACAAAGCAACUGAAGAAGAAUAUAAAGCGCCAUCUUCGGAAACAUGAAGCUCAGCCUUCGUCAGAGAGAAUCAAGUGUGAUUUUAAGGACUGUGAGCAUACAUUUGCAACAAGAUCAAAUCUAAAUCAGCACAUCAAAGCUUUUCACCAAUCACUGAAGCCAUUUGUCUGCAGUAUUUCUGGCUGUGGUGCGAGAUUUUCAUUCAAGCAUGUGAGAGAUAAUCAUGAAAAGUCUGGAUGCCACGUUUGCACUGAAGGAGACUUUUUAGAGACUGAUGAGCAAUUCCGUUCAAGGGAAAGAGGUGGUAGGAAAAGGAAGCUUCCUGUUUUGGAGACUUUGAUGAGUAAAAGAGUUGUCCCUCCAAGAGAUACUGAUCCUAUUCUUGAACACGGUCCAGAAUACUUGGCUUGGUUGCUGUCUGCUGGUUCACAAGUUGAAUCCUGAGUUGUCCUUGGCCUGUCCCGUUAGAGUAUAUAAAUGUGUUUAUGCCUGUUAAGGGGUUAUUAUAGGAGGGUUUGAAGAUUACAUGAGUUUAUUUUGGCUGUAGUGAAAAUGUGUUAAACUUUUUAACGUUAUUAAUGCAAUGUAAAUGAAAUUUUGCAACAUGAAGCCAUAACCAUAUGAAACGCAUUAAUAUACUAGGUAAGAUUCAGC
Messenger RNA from Cuscuta epithymum, 1599 nucleotides. The record is from the annotation of a GenBank genome assembly. Lineage: Eukaryota; Viridiplantae; Streptophyta; Magnoliopsida; Solanales; Convolvulaceae.